Molecule: messenger RNA, 4557 nt
Organism: Ctenopharyngodon idella (grass carp)
Lineage: Eukaryota; Metazoa; Chordata; Actinopteri; Cypriniformes; Xenocyprididae
Product: rho GTPase-activating protein 6
Exons: 13
Coding region: 197-2590 (797 amino acids)
Biological process (GO): signal transduction
Source: RefSeq, a predicted model, not a curated record
AGAAACUGUUUGGCGUGAACAGUGGAAACAUCCUCGUUUAUCUGCAGAGAUGGAUGAGAGGAUAUAAUUAUUUUGAUCAAAUAUAUUUUUCACAUUUUCACCUGUUCUUGAGAGACAAACAUCCUCAGUUGUUCAGUCAGUCAGGUUCACAUGGGGUUUGUGUUUGGGGCGUCAGUCUGUGUCUCAUAUCGCAGGGAUGUCCGCACAGGGGCUGCUAAACAGCGUCUUCUCGUGUUCCUCAUCGGGCUCUAAAACCCUCGCAAAGAGAAAACUACAACAGACUCGUAGUUUGGAUUCUGCGCUGAUGAGAAACGGAGACGCGAAUACCGUUCAGCGGUUCUCGAGCUCCACAGCUGGAUUUACCAACAGCCAAACUGCUUCCGAGGACUCCAGACUGAAACAACGUCUUUCUUCGUCGAGUUUGUCGACAUCUUCAGACGCUUCGUCGAUCUCCAGUGUUCAUUUUGACUACAGAAGUGGCAAACGCAACGCGUCCAGGGAUUUAUCUCUCAACCUCUCUGGUUCAAGCAACAUCUUCUCACCGAGAAAGUGGCUUCAGAGAAAGUUGCCUCAGUCGGAUGCUGUUUCUCACAAUAUCUGUAAAUCUGAGGGAGAUUUCACCUGUAAGAAAACAAGCGGUCAUAACUUCCACAUGCAGUCAGUUCCCAUUCAGAGUCUGUCCGAGCUGGAGAGAGUCCGGCUGCAGGACGUCGCUCUGGUCAGACUGAUGAAAGACUUUGAUUUGGGAUGCCAGAUCACCAUCCCUAAAGAUGGCCAGAAGCGGAAAAAGUCACUCAGGAGGAAGCUGGAUUCUUUAUCGAAAGAAAAGAGAGAUAAAGAGUCGGAUCCUCAGGCGUUUGGCGUGCCGCUCUCGCAGGUGAUCUUUAACGACCGGCGUCAGAAGCAGCUUCAGGAGGAGCGCGAGCAGGAGGAGCAGGAGGAGCAGCGCAGCCCGACGGACCGAGUGUCUUCACUCCUGCACCUGACGGGCCGCAGAUCCACCAAUAAGGAGCUUUCCAGCAGUAACUCCUCCCUCAGCUCCUCCUCUGAGACGCCCAAUGACAGCGCGUCCCCCGGCACUCCAGAGACGGCCCUGCGCUCGCGCCGACGGGGUGGCAUGUCUGUGGACUGCAUCACUGACCUGGACGACAGUCACUCUCGUCUGCUGGAGGCUCUGCAGCUGUCCAUGCCCGUGGAGUCGCCCAGCGAGAAGAAGAAGGUGAGCGACGCGAAGCUCAGCCUGAACCCCAUCUACAGACAGGUGCCGCGUGUGCUGGACAGCUGCUGCCAACAUCUGCAGAAAUAUGGUCUGCAGACGGUCGGCAUUUUCCGUGUCGGAAGCUCCAAGAAAAGAGUCCGACAGCUGCGUCAAGCGUUCGAUCAGGGCGCAGAAGUUGUUUUAGACCAGCGGCACAGUGUCCAUGACGUGGCGGCGCUGCUGAAGGAGUUUCUCCGAGACAUGCCUGAUCCUCUGCUGACCAGAGAGCUCUACUCCGCUUUCAUCAGCUGCGCAUCUCUAGAUAAGUCAGACCAGCACACGGCCGUACAGCUGCUCAUCUGUCUGCUGCCCGCCUGCAACAGUGACACCCUUCAGUGCUUACUUCACUUCCUGUCUAACGUGGCCAAUCACGCGGAGGAUUCCCGGGACGCUGACGGGAAGGAGGUCAUCGGCAACAAGAUGACGUCUCUGAACCUGGCCACCAUAUUUGGGCCGAACCUGCUGCACAAGCAGAAGAGCUCAGAGAAGGAGUUCAGCGUCCAGAGCUCGGCCCGUAUGGAGGACAGCGCCGCCAUCAUCGCCGUCGUCCAGCACAUGAUCGACACACACCAAACCCUGUUCAUGAUCUCUGCGGAGCUGCAGAACGAGGUUCUGGUCAGUUUGUUGGACACGGACAGUGAUGUGGUGGAUUAUCUGCUGAGGAGGAAAACACCACAGUGUGAAGACUCCAAGUGCUCGAGCGGCGAGAUCUCUCCGUAUGACAACAACUCUCCGGUGCUGUCCGAGUGGUUUCAUCCAUCGGGACAAGAGCAUCAUGGUCUCACAGACGUCCAGGACGCUCUCGCUGGGAACGUCACGGUGAAUUUCUGCCUCUCGCCCUCACAGGCCGACUCCGGGGAAACGUUACACGAUAAGGCCCGUAUCUGGAGAACGAGACACACUCUUCUGUCUGGACUUCAUGACAAACUCCUCACAGGUUCAGAUGGAAACCUGUACAAACGCGUCUCCUCUGAUGUCUUCUAUGAUGACGACAGCGACGCAAAACCCGUGCUUGAGACGCAAGAGUCCCGUACAAACGUCCCCCGGCUUCAAACACCACAUGCUCCAAUCACAUCGGGCCGCCGGACCGCAUCCCACCAAUCACAGGAGGCGACAUCACCUGUUCAGCCCUCGCCGUCUGCCAAACAAGAGGACAGACUGCAGCCGCGUGUCACUUCCUGUCAUGCUGGUCAGGGGGCGGGGUCACACAUCGCUGUGCCAUCAAAGACCUUCAGUGCGGAGCAACAUCCCGACUGGCCGACAGAGAAGUGGCAGAUAUGGCAGCUCUUGUCAUCAGACAGUAUAGACACACUUCCAGAGACGAUGGUGUGAAAACACUGUUUAAAGGGACGGUUCAGACAAACAUGACAAUCCAGCAGCAUUGGACCUUUCAUGAAAUGGACUUUAAUAAACACUGAGACAUUCGUUUCACUGAGAAGACAGGUUUUGGAACGAGUAAAUGAUGACAGAUUGAUCAUUUUUGGGUGAACUGUCCCUUUAAGAACCUUCUAAUUUAAAUGUUUGAAUUUGAAUUUAAAUCGGCCACAACACAGACAAUUAGAAUUUGAAUUGGAAUGACAGGAAGCAUCACAGAAUGUUUUCAGAUAACUUUAUAAAAAUAAUUAUUGAUAUUAAAAUUUGGGAUUAAUAUUUAAAUGUUUUAACUCUAACAAAAUGCACUACUGUUCAAAAGUUGUUGUUUUUUUUAAUUAAAUUAAUACUUUUAUUCAUCAAGGACUCAUUAAAUUGAUCAAAAGUGACAGUAAAGACAUUUAUAAUGUUACAAAAGAUUCUAUUUCAAACUUUCUAUUCAUCAAAGAAUCCUGAAAAAUAAAAUAUAUCACAGUUUCCACAAAAAUCUGAACUGUUUUCAACAUUGAUAAUAAUCAUAAAUGUUUCUUGAGCAUCAGAUCAUCAUAUCAGAAUGAUUUCUGAAGGAUCAUGUGACACUGAAGACUGGAGUAAUGAUGCUGAAAAUUCAGCUUUGAUCACAGGAAUAAAUUACACUUUACUAUAUAUUCACAUAGAAAACAGCUGAUUUACAUUGGAAUAAUAUUUCACUGUUUUACUGUAUUUUUGAUCAAAUAAAUGCAGGCUUGAUGAGCAGAAGAGACUCUUUCAUUAAAAAUCAUUAAGAAAUCCCAAGCUUUUGAACACUAGUGCAUAUUUAUGUGUUAAAUUCAUUUAGGUGUAAGUUUAAACAUUGAUUAUUAAUGUGUUUCUGAAAAUAUGAACAUGUUUAUUGGUAAUUUGUACUGAAAAUUAAAAUCUACUCUUACAGUAGGUAUAGAUUUGAAUUUCCAUUUUAUUUCAUUAAAUUUUAAAGUUCAGCCUCAGUUGAAGCUCGAUUUAAAUUCAGGAACUAAACUGGAAUAUAAACAUUCCCAGUUCAGUUCUUCAUGAAGCUCAACCUGAAUCCAUUCAGCAGUUUCAUGUGACGCUCUAGACUCUCAAUAAUGCCUUAUAUUUUCAGCAUUUUCAUGCAUCAUCAUCAUCAUCAGCAGCAGCAACAAAGAAAUCUGAUGAUAUUUGAGUCCAUUUCAGUGUAAAUGUGUGACAUCAUCACUUCAUAAGAUGACGAGAAUGUGUGACUGCAAACAUAUAAAGUGUCAUAUUUCUCAUAUCCUUGCAGAGAAACGAGUUACAAUAUCAAAUGUAUUUAUUUAUUAAUGUUAUUUAUUAAAUUAGCCACUAGUAUGUAACCACUGUAUAUAUAAUAGUCACCGCAGAAUGAGUUCUCAGUUGUUGCUUCUGUAAUUUUGCAUAAAAAGAGUUAUUUAGUGAUUUUUUUUUUUUUUUUUAUCUUCACCGUAUCCAGAUAUCCUUACAGUCAAAUGGUGAAUGUCGGUGCACGUUAUUCUGAAGAAACAUUUAUGUAUGUCUUUUUUUAAAUGCAAUAACUUGCACAACAAUUUUUGUCUGACAUCAAGUUUCACCCUUUUGAUCAGCUGAAGCACAAAUAAUGCCUUAAACCAAUCACGUCCUUCAUACAGCAACACAGUUUAUGCAUUAUAAUGAAGAGUGACUUAUUUCUGUGUAAUAUUUUGUAUUCGUGUAUUUGUACAGCCAAGAUGAGCGAUAUAAUGUUGAUCAUGUUGCUUUUUAUAAAACAAAUAUAUAUAUUUUGCUGCUCAAUUAUUUUUAUCCAAAUAACAGGAGAAAGAACUGUUGUUUCUGGUUUCAGCGAUGGUCUUUGUGAGGAUGAGCUCGCGGGAAUCAUAUCAGCCUGUGCCUUUAUGUUUUUUGGCUGUAGUCAUAAGUGUUCUAAAACACAAUAAAAUGAAUGUCUGUCAAAGUCA